AUGCCAUUGUGGACGCGUGGAUCCGAGUCCACUGGAACGAUGGCUACCUCUGAGGCGCGAAUAGGUGCCGCGGCUGGUUCCGUAGGGAAUGCGGAUUUCGAAAUUCAAAGCGGAUCCGAAAGGGCAUGUCUCGAGAGAUGUGACACGCGUUUCCACGUUCCCCUUGGCAAAGCUCUGCCGUUAUUGAGGUUUCUUCUGGAGCACUAUCGCGGGAAUUCAACCGUUUUUUUAGAGGCCGAAAAAAAGGUCCCGCUCACUUACUCGCGCAUCCGAGAGGUUAACGGAGCCGCGGCGGCGGAAGCGCUUUUCGGGACAAAGGACCUCCUUGAGAAAUCGAACUUGACAAAUGAGACAGAACCUCAGGAGACCAAAAGCAACGGGGGAGACCAGGACUGCUGCGGACAGAACUGUUCCGCCGGUGCCAUGGAGGCGGCGUUUUGUCGCCGCGAGGACUGCUGGUGCAGAACCUUGCUUUCCUUAAGGGGAAGCCUCGCGAUUCCGGUGAAUCCAUGCAGUUCUGGGAGUCUCGAGGCAAUCGAGGAAGAGGCACGAAAAGUGGCGGCCGUUCUGCGGACAGGUUCCCAAGAUCACUUAAGCCUCACAGAGGGCUUGCUCACUCGGGCCAUACUCGACUGCCAAGUGAACGUAGAGGCUGGGCACCUGGACGUCUGGCCCGGUUCGAAACUCACAGAUCCAGCAGAUGAACUUCUUGCGCGUGAGCACCAGGCGCAUGUGAAGCGCAGAUUUGUGGAGAGCGUUCGCGACAUGUCCGAAGAGGCAAAGCGGCAGGCUGUCUCAGAUGCCGCAGAGAAUGCAAAAACCAAUACCGAGGAUUGGUCCAGCAAGACAGUGGAAGACACUCAAGAGAACUCGACGGGCGUUUUUCGCCCUGAGAACGCGGACGUGAGAGAAGCGGAAGAACGAACAUGCAUGCACUUCACCUUCAGGGACCGCAAGGACACCCUGCACUUCCGAGAAGCCGUGGCGGCAGCGCUGGGGGCUAGCUUUUGGGACAGUGACAAAAAAGAGGAAAAGGAGGAGGAAGUGACAAAUGGACGUCAACGGAGUUUGGAGACCGGCGACACAAAACUGGCGGAGCCGCUUUUAGAGCAGCUUCUCUUCGUUCUUUGGGGACCAGCAGAUUCGACGUUCACGGAAGAAGUUCUUGCCUGUCGGCCCUCGGUGUGGCGCUCGCGCCUGGCAGUGUGCUCAGAAUGCUCGGGGGUGAAAAGCACCUGCUGUCAGCGGUAUGCAUGCAAGCAAAGCUGCUGCGAAUGCUGUCUCCGAGUCGGAAAAGAAGACCCGUCCCGCGGCCACAGUGCGGCGCAACAGACGCGUGAACACAGUCUCUCUGAUGUCGAAGAACGGAAGCCAGAGGGGUGUGGGAUCCCCGCGGGAGAGAAAGACGAGGAGCUGAACUUCGUGGAGUUCUUCGACUGUACCUGUAGCAGAUUUCGCAGCUGUGUGAUCCCGAUAGCUGACCGCGAUGUCGCAGAAUACCUCGAUGAAGAUUCGUUGCUUCUUCCUGAGGGUGCAAAAGGCGGACGAGACUCAGACGCCGAGAGUGGGAAGAAGAACGAAAGGCUCGUCAACUACACUUUUGCACCGCCGGCUACCGACGAGAGCGACAGCGACGAUUCAUGGAACUAUGACCCAUCUUCGUCGUCCGAUGAAGAAGACUCAGAUCCUGAUCCGCCUCAGCCGGGCUCUACUACUGUGCAGCUGCCGCCCUCUGCCCCUCGACGCAGACUUACAUCAGAGUCGGAGACCGAGGGCAGAACUGGCGUCUCGUCAACCGAAGCAGAGAACGCUCCUUCUUCCGCAGCUGGCGACAGUCGCCCCACGGGUACAAGCGGGGCAGUGGCACGCGCGAGAAAGUCUCUGCAUGCGAGUGACUCCGUCCGACAUUUCAGCAAGAGAAUAGAGAGAGCGAUCUCGCUGCUAGGAGACAGCUGCGUCCCGUUCGUGAACUCUGUCUGCCCCACAGACGCCCGGUGGAUGGUCUCAGGGGCGACAUUUACGAACCGGACGAGUGCAUUUGGAUCGACCACAGCCAGCGUCAGCACCAGCAGCAGCACGAUGGCUUUCUGCUGCUCGCAUGCAUGGGAAGUCCUUCUGCUUCUGAAGAGCUCGCAGCACGUGAGCGAUGCCCUCGCCAGGCCUCUCCAUGGCUGCGUGGAUCUGCUUGUCGAACCAGCUACCUUCUCGAAUAUAGGAGAUCUAUGUACCGCAGAACCUCCAGAGGGCAAGACAGGCUGUCUGCGGGACGCAAGAGCAGGUGCUAGACACGACGUCUCUGAGUCGCAGUCUUUCGCAGGAGCUGGCGGUGUCGGGAAUGUGCAGAAGAAGAAGGAGGGAAAUGAAACUCGGGAGACGCUUCAGGGACGACCUUUUCAGGCAUUUUCAGCGCAUGCAGUCAGAGAGUUUUCCCGGGUUCACGUGGCGCUGCCGCUGUGGGCAGAGGGGGCGGAGCCAGGCGACUCAACAGACCCGUCAAACUUGACACCCGUGGAGGGAUGUGCAGGAAGCGAGGGAGAAAAGACCUCAGUCUCUCGCGCGUUCAAGAUUUCAAAUGAGAAGGAUGAGGCGGAAGAACAAAGCAUUGUUUAUCCGCAUGUGGCAUUUGGAGCCGCGUCGGAGUGGCGAGAGCGCGUGAGAGUUCUCGAUGAGCUGUCGCUUGUGGAGACGAAACGGCUAGAAGAGGGAAUGGAGUUCAGGUGCUUCAUCAAUGGAGGGCAGCUUCUUGGCAUCAGCCAGCGAUACCUGCAAGACUACUUCCCUUUCUUGGUCAACAAGCCGCAGCUGCAGGUGCAAGUGAAGCGAUCGAUCGCCGCCUUCGUGGCGAGGGCGGUGCUCGGAGCUGAGGCAAAUAGCGGAAAGAAUCCCGUGCAAAAGAAACCUUUCCUUCGACGGUUUGUCGUCGAUGUCUACGUUCAACGCAAGCAAAAAAGAGAGGCAAAGAGUGCCAGCGAAGAGCUCCCUGGUCGCUUCAAGUGCUGGUUGUUGAACGUGCUGCCUUGGGGGCAGAAAACGGAGUCUCUCCUUUUCUCAUGGGAGGAGCUGCGAAUACUCGCGUACACUUCACGGGUUUCAGGAACUUUCCUGGAAGCUCAAAGCGACAUUUCAAACACUUGUGCGGAAGCUGAGUUGCAAACGUUUUCUGGAGGUGGAUCUGGCAAUCUUGAGCUGCGAAUCAUCGAAGAUCCAGACGAAGCAGAUGCCUCACUUCGAGAUGGGACACUUCAGCUGCCUAAGGAGCUGCAAGAUAUCGCGAGGGUUGCAGGAGCGCGAGGCAUUGAGCGCGGAGCGCCUUCCCUUGACGACCUCCUCUACGACCUUCAGGCCGCGCAUGCAGAUGCUCUGCGCUCACAGAAGAAACACGGAGCCAAAGAAGGGAAAUAG
Toxoplasma gondii ME49 is the source of this 3402-nucleotide messenger RNA. RefSeq lists its product as hypothetical. The transcript is spliced from 6 exons. The coding region runs from base 1 to 3402 and encodes 1133 amino acids. NCBI's taxonomy places the organism in Eukaryota, Apicomplexa, Conoidasida, Eucoccidiorida, Sarcocystidae. Gene Ontology annotation, cellular component: cytoplasm. The record is from RefSeq and is a predicted model, not a curated record.